This is a messenger RNA of Telopea speciosissima, 1063 nucleotides long. RefSeq lists its product as uncharacterized. Gene Ontology annotation, biological process: root development; shoot system development. The record is from RefSeq and is a predicted model, not a curated record. Bases 88 to 1005 code for a protein of 305 amino acids. The transcript has a single exon. Lineage: Eukaryota; Viridiplantae; Streptophyta; Magnoliopsida; Proteales; Proteaceae.
UGAGCGGUGUCAUUCGGACUCAAUAGCGGGUUGAGGUGCUAGGCUUCCUUCUGCAUUUUAUUUUCUUGCCAGAAAGGAAGAAACUAAAUGGCUGCCUCUUCCGAAACUACAAGCUCAAAGCACGCUAGAUGCAUCAGCUUGCCCUCUCGAUCUCACCCACUCACCCAAAGAGUUGAGAAGCAGUUGUGCAGAUUAAGGUCUUCUUCGGAAGCCACCUCCUAUUGUUCCUCAUCGUCACUGCAUCAGAACUUGGGUUGCCUUACAGAUUUGUACGAUUGCAUCGACGAAUUGACUCAAUUGCCGCACACCCAACAAGCCUUGGCCCAUGGUCGACACGACCCAUGGAUAGAAGAUGUGUCGGAUGCAUCUCUGAGGCUGGCGGAUGCAUGUGGUACCACCAGAGAUGCCCUGUCCCUGAUGAAGGAACACUUGCAAGACCUUCAAUCAGCCCUUCGGAGGAGAAGGGGAGGAGAGAUCGGUCCGGAAAAGGAAAUUGCCAGGUAUCUCUCUUCCAGGAAGAAGAUGAACAAAGAGAUCCGCAACUGCCUUGCGGAGUUGAAGCGGAAAGGAAGCAAGCGCCCUUCCUCCAUUACCCUAGACGGAGACCAUGAUGACCUUGUGGCUACCUUAAGCAUACUCAAGGAAGUGGAAACCGUCACUGUGUCCACAUUGGAAUCCAUGUUGUCGUUUGUGUCGAAUCCCAAGACUCGAUCGAAGGCGAGUGGAUGGUCAUUGUUCUCCAGAAUGGUGCAGACGCAGCGUAUAGCCUGCGAGGAGCAGGCAUUAGAGAUGAAUGAAGUAGAGAAAGUAGAUAUGGCAUUAUCAGCCCUCGUAAAUCACAAGUCAUGCAAAGGCAAUGAAACCAAGCAAGUCCAAAUCCAAGAUGUGCAGCAAUGGUUGGAAGGUUUGGAGUUGAGCAUCAAAGAUCUGGAGGAGGGAUUACAGUGCAUGUUCAGGCGCUUAAUCAAGAGCAGGGUCUCGCUUCUCAACAUCCUCAGCCAUUAGUCAUUCAUUACGUUACCAAACACGGCCAUCCGCACUUCAUCUUGUUUUUUCCCAAAGA